AAUUUUGAUUUAACGGUCAGAACUGAACUGGAGAAUAUAUAGACGUUACCGCCACCUAAUUAGGUUGUGACGGCUUUAAUUUCCUCAUGCUAAUUAACAUAUUUCAUGUCAACGAUACUUGAAGUUUUAGUCAUUUUGUUUUUCAUAUCGUUAGUGAAUUCCAAUCCAAUUGAGCUUGAUCACGGAUUAUCGUUAAUCCACUCUCCCCUCGUUAAAGUUCUUAAAGAGGAACCAGCGGCUUAUCCCAAGUAUCAUUUCGAGUACGGGGUCAAAGAUGGACACACGGGAGACAUAAAAGAGCAAUCGGAGGAGCGUGACGGGGAUGCGGUCAAAGGGGAGUAUUCGCUGGUCGAGCCUGACGGCACGGUGAGAAACGUUAAGUACCAGGAUGACGGUCACAGCGGUUUCAACGCCAUCGUCACCAGGACGGGUCAUGCGGUGCAUCCUCAGACUUCGAAGUUAGCUUUGACUCUAACGGGACACCAUUAUUAAUCUCGUAACGUUUAUAAAAGGAAUGAACAACCUACAAAUGCCAGUGAUAAAAAAGCAAAUACAAAGUCUGGGCAUAUGCAUAAUGCAGAUAAGAAUAUCUCGUUGAUCUGGCAUAUGCAGACACUUUGGUGUUUAAAUGUUUAAAAAUGCGGGUGGAUUUCAUUUGCUUUUUAUUGCUCCACACUUUACAUUUGUAUCAAUAUUUAUAGUACAUUAUUACCUAUAUUGUUUUGUGAAUAAGAGUGAAUGAAAUCUUUAUACACGUACUUGUUUAUAGGUUGCUUUUCUGUAGUUGUGUAAAAAACUAAUUGUAUAUAAAUAAAUAAAUAAAUAACUAGGAAGAAA
This is a messenger RNA of Aethina tumida (small hive beetle), 837 nucleotides long. RefSeq names its product cuticle protein 8-like. The record is from RefSeq and is a predicted model, not a curated record. The coding region runs from base 106 to 492 and encodes 128 amino acids. Gene Ontology annotation, cellular component: extracellular matrix. The transcript is spliced from 3 exons. NCBI's taxonomy places the organism in Eukaryota, Metazoa, Arthropoda, Insecta, Coleoptera, Nitidulidae.